UCAGCUAUUGGUAGGCGGGGCCUAAAGCAGGAAACCAUUACAGAAUGUCGGGCGUGACAAUACUGCGGAUUUUUCAGACGACUCUUGCUACCCGGUGCUGGACACCUUUGCUCUCAUCUGGGAUAGUAGGGCAUCAAACAUGGAAUUCACACCAGAGGAUGUAUUGUGAUGGAGUGCACAGCCUGGAAGUACAAAAAGCACAGCGCAAGGCCGCACUCAGAAAGGAAAAUCCAAACCCACCAUCUACAAUCUUUUCCAAGAUUAUUGAGAAAACUCAGCCUGCGGACAUCAUCUACGAAGAUGAGAAGUGCCUCGCUUUUCGAGAUGUGAACCCUCAGGCCCCAGUCCAUUUCCUUGUAAUUCCUAAAAGUCCCAUUCCUGGAAUUAGCCAUGUGAGAGCCGGCGACACAGAGCUCCUUGGACACUUGAUGGUCACGGCCAGCCUCCUAGCGCAGAAGGAGGGUCUAACAGAUGGAUACAGGAUUGUGAUUAAUGAUGGGAAGCAAGGGGCACAGUCUGUGUACCACCUCCAUCUGCAUGUGAUCGGAGGCCGGCAGAUGGGAUGGCCCCCCGGAUAGCAUCCAGAGCCUGUGUACCGCCAUCCAGGAGGCCUUCUCCAGCAUGGACAGUGGGAUAACUCAGGACAAUAAAACACCUACUCCCAGACCGGUCCUGUACGUGGAGGGUUAUCGGAGGAAAUUAUUAAAUAUUCUAACAGACAAAAACAUCAACUUGAACUAUUAAAAACAAAUGAUUAAAUGAA
Pelobates fuscus (common spadefoot toad) is the source of this 763-nucleotide messenger RNA. It is a transcript of the gene HINT2, whose product is annotated as histidine triad nucleotide binding protein 2. Gene Ontology annotation, molecular function: hydrolase activity. Gene Ontology annotation, cellular component: cytoplasm; mitochondrion. The transcript has 6 exons. The coding region runs from base 45 to 578 and encodes 177 amino acids. NCBI's taxonomy places the organism in Eukaryota, Metazoa, Chordata, Amphibia, Anura, Pelobatidae. The record is from RefSeq and is a predicted model, not a curated record.